AUAAAUUUAUAAAAAUUCAGAAUAUAUAUAAAUUUAAUAAAACAGAUAAAUAAAUAGAAUAAUAAAAGUAAAAACAGAGAAGUUGAGUGUACGUCGUUGUCGAUGUCGAUGGUAAGACCAAUGGCUCUGAAAAACAGAGUUUCUGCGCGAUGCGCGUGGCGCGCUGCGUCGCAUAAUCUUGCGUAUCAGUGACCGUCAGUCAAUCGAGGCGGCAGUGGUGUGUUAAAAAACCCUGCAACACGCUCUCAUGUGUGUGGUGGAAGCGAGCAAAAGCACGAUUUUAGACGGAGAAAGAGAGACAUUAAAUAAAUAAUAGCGGACAUUCAUUUUUAAUAUUCUAGAUUCAAGUACUUUAUGCGGUGGUGGAAGAAAACGUUCCUCAAUAAUGUUUUACGUUUAUUUAUUGAAAAUUUUUACCGUUUUUAAUAAAACAUUAUGAUAAAGAUUUUUUUAUCAAUAAUCUGAAUCGUAUUGACACACGAAUAGUGAAGUAAGAUAUCUACUGUACUGGAUCAAGAGAACAAAUCAGGUAGUGAUAAACAAGCGACUGGAUUUAAAGAAAUACUCAUCUUGACUCGGAAAAGUACAUGUAGAAAUAGAAGAAGUUUUUGAGUACUGGGACUGGGGAGAGGUCGUGUUUGUGUCGCGCGUGUACAGUGGGGAAAAAAGAGGAAGGGAAUGAAAUGAGAAGACGUGGACAUCCUAGUCACGGUUGUGUUUAGACCUGCAUUGUUGCUGUACAACUUGUGUAUUUUACUACUGUGUGUGACAAGCUUCUCCGUAAGCUUGCGGUCUUGUGGACGCAACAAACAGACCGCAAGUGAAAGACCCGAGCAAGCUCCUAUCCGAGAAAAGAGAGAGAAACCAGAAAGCGAGCGAGAAACAACGGGUGAAGCUGUGGAAAUAAUACAUAUUUAAAUAGAAAGACGUGAUUAUUUGAGUCUGUCCUAGAUUUUCGACAGGUGGAUUCUGAUUUAUUAUUUACCAAUUAUUAUUAUUAUUAUUGUUUAUUUUUCGUUAGUUUCUUUUUUUAUUUUAUAAAGUUAUUAUAUUUUUAACAAUAAUUCGUAUUAUUUACAGUAAUUUUACAAGUGAUAAUCAAGUGUUUUGUGCAAGUAACUGUGAAGAUAUAGUCGUGAUUAAGUUUGUGUGUAGGUUGUGUACUUGUGCCGUGGCCCGGCCAUCAUGGCGAACCCACGGAAAUUCAGUGAAAAGAUUGCUCUCCUCAACCAGAAGCAGGCUGAGGAAACUGCUGCUUUUGAAGCUAUCAUGAGAGAAGUUUCGGAUGUUACUAGUCGAGUGGCGUCAGCAAGCAGUUCAGUAGGAGCAAGUCCUACUGGAAGUGGUGUACCAGAGACACCAUUGUCUGUGAAGAGUGCUGGUGCAAGUCCUCCUCAAUCAAGCGGCAGUAAGCACCUCCACAUAAACAUUGGGAGUCAAUACAGAGCUGGUGGUUCAUUGCCCAACGUUAACAACAACAUUGAAAAUCGAGAUACUACUAAAGAUCCUUCUCCAAACUCCGUCGCUAUUCACUCUAUCGACCUCAAGACUGCUUUAAAUAACUUGGAGGAGAUGCAACACAAUCCGAUGAUGUACCGCGGGACCGAACGUGGAAGAAGCGUGGGAGUUGGCCCCAUGAGGUCACGACCUAUGGAAAAGAGGUAUGACACGUCGCCGUACAGCGGUACAUACUUAUCACCACCACCUGACACCUGGCGAAGAACUAAUUCAGAUUCAGCGCUGCACCAGAGUGCCAAUGAAGCUUGCCAAUCGGCCUCCACGAUUCCUCAUCGACGAGGUAGCGAUACAUAUCAACAUGGAAUGGGUAAUACGACAAAUGACAAUAGAGAUGGCCAUCAUAAUUUUAUUGAGAGACCGAGAUCUUCCUGUGAGAUGCCAAGAGUACCAGGCAUCCAUAUAUAUCCUAGUUCGCAACCACCAGGACCUCAAACGCCUAUAGGUAACAAUACGGGAUCUCUACCAGAUCUGAGUAAUGUUCACUUUCCGUCGCCUCUUCACACGCCGUUGGACCAAGAAGAUCACUCGAGUAGUACACAAUAUAGUAAUAGUCCUCAAACGGGCAGUCCUACAACCCUGUCGCCAACCAGCUUGGUGCAAGCUGGAAGGCUAUCCUUUUCACAGGAUCACAGUCCACCAGGCGCCCAAAACCAUUUAUCAGUGCCUGUUAACUCUAGAUUUCUUCAUACAUGUAAGGGUGUGACGUUGGAAAAUAGUACAAGUACUUCGCAGCAGGAUUUACGCUCGUACGGACAACAAACGGCUCAGCAACCACCCUCAACAUCUCACAGUCCUGGUCACCACUAUAUUUAUCAGCAGCCACACAGUCCUGUGCCGCCGCAAAGUCCCAAUGGAUCUCAAACGCAUCAAUCGCAACAGCAACUAAAUUCCCUGGGAUCGUAUCGCACCAACCAACCAUUAAAUCGGCCGUCUCCUCAAUCGUCGCCUGGCAUAACCCUUCAGGGCAGUCCUUUGAGCUACAGCAAUAAUCCUUCAGCGCCACCGAGUCCUACAGGUCAUCCGGGAUCGACGGGUCUCACUUCUGAUAGUUUAGAUCAAAAUAGUUAUUUCCUCACUCAGGUGCAAGCUGCGGCGCUUCAACAGACUUUUGAGCAAUUCAACAUGGGGGUGGAUGUGGAUUGGGCUCAAGUGGUGCAGCAGCUCGUGGAGUCCGGUUGGACCACUCAGACGGAUUCGUCGUUGGAUCCAAACUCCAUUGGUUCGUACAUCGGCUCAUCAAAUGACACGUCUAGUUUUAUUCAUAAUGACAUGAUUAAUGUCGGUGGUGAGUUGGGUAGCAACGACACAAGCUACUACAGCACGAGUCCUCAGAUGGCGUAUCAACCAAGGACGCCUACGACGACGCAACAAUUGACACCUCAAACGCCAAAUACACCUACAAUUAUAUUGACCGAUUUUUCGGGCACUGAUGACUUAACGAAGGAUCUCGGUUCAUCGAUUUCAAGCGACUUUGAUCCAGACCUGUUUGCCUCGGACGAAGCUCUAAGACAAGGCUUAGGUCCGCUUGACCUAGAUGGGUUGCAGAUGCUCACUGAUCCUGACGCGGCGAUAUCUGACGCAACUGUCGAAGAUCACUUUAGAUUAGAUUGUCUCUAAAGAUGUAAGAUAGCGUUUUAAAAAUGAGAUUUUAUUGUAAUGAAAGGGUGAAAGAAAGAGUGAGAGAGAGUGGAAGAAAUAACUUAGAAUAUUAUAAUUGUUGAAACAGAGAUAAAGAGAAUGCCCAAUCGACUGCGGAUUAAGUGUUCGUCGUUCUUUAGGAUUAAUAUCUUCAUCCUGAUGUCUUAGAUAAUUAAGACAUGUUGACAUGCACGUUAAAAGAUGAUAAUAAUAACAAUAAUAGUAAAAAUAAAAAUCGGGACGAUGAUGCUGAAAAAUAUAAUAAUUCUUAAAGAAGUGAUGAAGGUGAAAUAAAUCUCAGACGUUACUCAAGUGUCGCGCCUCCAAUGGGCUGCUAUUUUAACAUCGGAAAAUCACCCUCAAAUAUUUAUUAUUAUUAUUCUUAUUAUUAUUUUAUUCUUAUUCUUCUUCUUCUUAUUAUUAUUAUCAUUAUUAUUGUCAUUAUUAACGACACAAUUUAUGUACACAGUUUUCGAAUUUAUUUAAUCUAUUUACACAUAUUCCUCUAUAAGUUUAUACUCUCCUUUGUGGAAAUACAGCUGCUUGUUGAUAGCUACAACAAGUGAUCCCAUGUCGACUGUAUCAUUCGUGAUAAAAAGAAAAUUAAUUUAAAAAAUAAAUAAAUAUAAUAAUAAAAUUAUACAUAAAUAAAAUAAAUAAUAACGCGUCGUCAUUUUUUGAAGACAAAAAAGGAAAUAAUAUAAAAAAUUUAUCAAUCUGUUUUUAUCUUUAUUUUUUACUACUUUGUAUAUUAUUGUAUCAUACAUAUAUAUGAUCUCUGAAAAGCACAAAAAACAGAAAACAAGGACAAACAAAAAUAAAUAAUAAUAUUGAAUAGAGUGAUGUUUGAUGAUUUGUAUACAUGCUUUCAUUUUUACGCGGAUAUAUUAAAUGUAUAUCUCAGUGAUUAAACCCUAUAUCGUGUAAUAGAGUAGGUACGUAGAGAUUUCACGUAAUGACUCGUCUAGGGACUUGUUAUAAUGUAUAAUAACAAUAAUAAAAAAUAUAUAAUAAUAAUAGAAUAAUAUAUGUUAUCGGAACUGAUGUUAGAAAGACAAAGAUAAGAAGAUCGUUAUUCAACGACAAAUCAACAACAUCGUUUUAAUAGUCAAUAACUUAAAAAAUUGUAUUAAAAUUAAUUGUUUUUCUGUUUCUAUUCUAUUAUAUUUCGUUACUAUUAUUGUUAUUAUUAUUAUUAUGAUAAUUAUUAUUGAAUAUUAACAUAAAUAAUUAAUAUCUCUUUAAAAUAUACAAUUGAAUGGAUACGAUUAGAAUCGAAAACACCUUCAUUACACUGUGAUAUACUUCUUGUUAUUGUCUGCAUAUCAUUUUAAACCGUUAAACGCUUUCGCGUUUUAAUAAGAAAAAAAAAAUAAUAUUGAAGCGUAUAUUUAAAUAAAUUAUGUAAUUAAAAGGCUAAAAUUAUGUGUCAAUUGGUAAUCAAUUAAUGAUAUUUGUUAAAAAAAAUAUUUAUAAAUUUUAUAUGAGAUUCGCGCAAAUUAUAACAUAUAUAUAUAUGUUUUGUAAAUUUUAAUAGGUAUUACAUUUGUAUUGUAUUGUUUAUUCACAGCAGAUUAAUUAUUUAAAAGAGAGCUUAUGAUAUUGAGAUUUGAUUACAUAGAAGAAUGUACUUAUUGAUAUGAUGUCGUUAAAAAUAUUAAAUCUCAUACGUUUAUUCUAUCGAAAAGUCUUAUUGGUAAUUAAUGAUAUAGAAAAUUAUAAUAAACUAAGCGAUUAAAAUUAUAUAAAGUAAAUAAAAAUAAAAAAUAGUCAAAGUAUAAAUAAAACUAGAUAACAAAUUUAAUACAAAAACAAAUAAAUAAACUAAAGGCACGUAGAUGCUCUCGCCUGUACCCUCCGUAAUUGUCAAUUGUUUUUUGAAAGUAAUACGCUGUACUUUAUAUACAUAACUAGUUAAUCAAAAAAGCUAAGCUAAAUUCUUUUUAAAAAAUUUAAAAUUAUAUGAUUAAUGAUAAAUAUUAACAGAAUAAUAAUCAGUAUAUAAUAAAUUUUAAAAUAUGUCUCUUAUUAACAACAUAUAAAUUGGAUAUAAAUAAUGAUAUGAAAGAAUAAUGUAUGAAGAUUUUGAUCGGUGAGAUAAAAAAAAAUAUCAAUUUACAAAUAUUACUUAAAAAGUAAUUUUUUUUUUCGUUUUUUUUUUUUAGUCAUUACAACAGAUAAAAUAUUAAAUGAGAGCAUCUGUAGUUGCCCAAUGUAGUAACUGCAAAUUACAUUCAUUCAAUAGUUCUUAUCUUACUAAUAAAAAAUAAAAAAAAACAAUUCCGUCGAAUUAUAAUAUUAUCAACAAUGAAACAUUGAUAAAUAUUUCGUUAACUUUAUAACUAGUUUAACUGAAGACAGUGUUCGUACUUAAACUAAUAAAUUAAAUAGUAGCUUAUCUGUACGAGAUUUUUUUUUUACUACGAGGUAUCUU
Messenger RNA from Cotesia glomerata, 5590 nucleotides. It is a transcript of the gene Crtc, whose product is annotated as CREB-regulated transcription coactivator 1-like. Gene Ontology annotation, biological process: positive regulation of transcription by RNA polymerase II; protein homotetramerization. The record is from RefSeq and is a predicted model, not a curated record. The transcript is spliced from 17 exons. Gene Ontology annotation, molecular function: cAMP response element binding protein binding. Gene Ontology annotation, cellular component: nucleus; cytoplasm. The coding region runs from base 1186 to 3135 and encodes 649 amino acids. NCBI's taxonomy places the organism in Eukaryota, Metazoa, Arthropoda, Insecta, Hymenoptera, Braconidae.